CUCUCUCUCUCUUUUGGAGUCUCAAAAUAACAUGGCUUCUAUGGCUACUGUGGAUAUUAAACAAACGGAUGGCAUUCUGUCCCAUGAUGACAUAUCCCCUGACGUAGAAGGCUUCUUCCCUUUAAGUGCUUCUUCUCUUUCUCCUCAACUUGGAGCUAGCACGUCCGGGCCCGUAUAUAGGGGGCCAUCGUCCUUACAAGUAGAUAUGGAAAUCAAGGAGAGUACUAGGGAAGUAAGAACAGUGGCAGAGCUACCAAUACAAGAGAUGAAUGCAACGAUGACGUUGCCAGCCAAAGAAGAGAUAAAAUGGGGUAAGUGGGACGGCGUUGGACUUGGGUCGGAAGAGCCUGGCAUUUUCUUGACAUGGGAGGAUCUUUGGGUGACGGUUUCGAAUGGAAAAGAUGGCUGUCGGGCGAUUCUUCAAGGCCUCACAGGCUAUUCUCAGCCUGGUGAGGUUUUGGCCAUCAUGGGUCCCUCUGGUUGCGGCAAGUCCACACUUCUCGAUGCAUUAGCAGGGAGAUUAGGUGGUAACACCCGGCAAUCAGGAGACAUCCUAAUCAACGGCCGAAAGCAAACACUUGCAUUUGGGACCUCAGCUUAUGUGACUCAAGAUGAUUCUCUAAUGACGACGUUGACGGUUAGAGAAGCCGUGUAUUACUCAGCUCAGCUCCAACUUCCUGACUCCAUGCUAAAAUCCGAGAAGAAGGAGAGAGCGGAGACAAUGAUAAAAGAGAUGGGAUUGCAAGAUGCUAUGAACACGAGGAUUGGAGGGUGGGCCACCAAAGGACUUAGUGGGGGCCAGAAGAGGAGGGUCAGCAUUUGCAUAGAGAUGUUAACACGCCCGAAGCUACUGUUCCUGGAUGAGCCGACAAGCGGGCUCGAUAGCGCGGCGUCGUACCAUGUCAUGAGUCGGAUCGUGAGCCUUGCUAGACAAGGUGGGAGGACCAUCAUCGCAUCCAUCCAUCAGCCUAGCAGCGAAGUGUUUGAGCUCUUUCACAAUCUCUGCCUUCUCUCUUCUGGUAGAACAGUUUAUUUUGGCCCUGCUUCGGAAGCUAAUGAGUUUUUCGCAUUGAAUGGCUUUCCAUGCCCAUCUUUGAGGAACCCUUCUGAUCACUUCCUCAAAACAAUCAACAAAGACUUUGAUGAGGACAUUGAACAAGGCCCCGGUACAAAGUCAACUGCCGAAGUCAUCAACGUCCUCGUGAAAUCAUAUAAGUCAUCCCUCACCUGUAAACAAGUAUCACAGCGGGUCACCCAGAUACAUAAAAUGGAAGGAGGAGCUUUGCAGAAGAAAGGAAGCCAAGCAAGCUUCCUCAUGCAGAGCCUUGUCCUCACAAGAAGGUCCUUUGUGAACAAGAAGAGGGAUUUGGGCUACUACUGGCUGCGUCUCGUAAUAUACAUUGCAAUGUGUAUCUGUCUUGGUGCUAUCUACUACGACAUUGGUGAUGAUGUUGGAUCUAUUCAGGCUAGAGGUUCAAUGCUUUUAUUUGUAGCUGCAUUCAUGACUUUCAUAACAAUUGGCGGAUUCCCUUCCUUUGUGGAGGACAUGAAGAUAUUUGAACGGGAGAGAUUGAAUGGCCACUACGGCGUGAGCGCAUUCGUUGUAGGCAACACACUUUCUUCCAUUCCUUACUUGAUUCUUGUAUCAUUGAUCCCUGGAUCCAUUGCUUACUUCAUGGUGGGCCUUCAGAGAGGAGUUGAUAAUUUUGUAUUCUUCUCUCUCAUGUUAUUUGUGUGCAUGAUGUUGGUCGAAGGCCUGAUGAUGAUCGUUGCAAGUAUCGUCCCAGAUUUCCUCAUGGGCAUAAUAACUGGUGCUGGGAUCCAAGCAGUGAUGAUCUUGAGUGGCGGCUUCUUCCGGUUGCCGAAUGAUCUUCCAAAGAUCUUCUGGAGAUACCCAAUGUACCACAUUGCAUUCCACAAGUAUGCCAAUCAAGGAUUAUACAAGAAUGAGUUUAUGGGCCUGACAUUCCCCAACAACCAAGAAGGUGGGCCACCCAGAAUCACUGGGGAUGAGAUCUUGAGAAACAUCUGGCAGGUUGAGAUGGGCUACUCCAAGUGGGUCGAUCUUGCUAUCUUAAUUGGGAUGGUGGUUUUAUAUACGUUGAUGUUCUUGGGUAUUUUGAAGGUGAUCGAGAAGGGAAAGCCGAUGUUGAGAGCGAUGCUUUCAGUUACUUCCACGCAAACAUUGCAGGUGAUGGAGCAGCCCUGUACUCCCACACGUUGAUGCAAUUUCUUCCAUGGAGGUGAUUGGAUGAACGAAGGAAUCAGAAGAUCAGAAAAUAAUAAUAGUAAAGAUCUGCGCCCCUGUGGUGUUGAUGUUAUGUCUGAUGGGAAAUUAUAAUAAGCUUUUUUUGUGAAUUUGGUUUGAAUAUUUCAAGGAGUUUGUUCCAUUUGUUGGCUUUUUUUUUCCUUUGGUUUGAGUUUGGUGGGCCAUAGAUCAUGUAUGGUGAUUUAGAAUGUUGAUCUGAUGGAGCUUUGGUUGGGUAAUCGAAUCAUUGGUGACCCGCAAGAAAGAUAUAAGAGGAGGAAUCUUUGAUA
Molecule: messenger RNA, 2538 nt
Organism: Magnolia sinica
Lineage: Eukaryota; Viridiplantae; Streptophyta; Magnoliopsida; Magnoliales; Magnoliaceae
Product: ABC transporter G family member 1-like
Exons: 8
Coding region: 32-2224 (730 amino acids)
Cellular component (GO): membrane
Molecular function (GO): ATP hydrolysis activity; ABC-type transporter activity; ATP binding
Source: RefSeq, a predicted model, not a curated record